This is a messenger RNA of Alternaria rosae, 2591 nucleotides long. RefSeq lists its product as uncharacterized. The transcript has 3 exons. Bases 148 to 2538 code for a protein of 796 amino acids. Gene Ontology annotation, cellular component: COG complex; Golgi apparatus. The record is from RefSeq and is a predicted model, not a curated record. NCBI's taxonomy places the organism in Eukaryota, Fungi, Ascomycota, Dothideomycetes, Pleosporales, Pleosporaceae. Gene Ontology annotation, biological process: intra-Golgi vesicle-mediated transport.
ACAGAUCAGACAACCGUUCCUGUUGGCGAUUGAGAGUUGGGUAGGCGCGAUGACUAAGCACGCGAUUGGUGGGGAGACGUAGCAUCGCCGCGUACCUCCAGGUGUAGCAUUGCGACGCCAACACGCGACUUCCAGUACCCAACGCCAAUGGCGACCGAAACGCCAGACCCACGAACCUUCCAGACGUGGGAGGAUGCGUUCCAAUACCCUAUACCCAUCGUCCGGAAGCUUGAACAGCAGCUCCGCAACAAUGCCGAUGACAAUCGAGAGAAGCUACGGUCGCUCGUCGGGGCAAGCUAUCGUAGCCUCCUCGACACGGCCGGUACGAUCAUCGACAUGGAAGUGCGCAUGGAGCAGGUGGAAAGUAGGCUUUCAAGAGUAGGGCAGAGCUGUAAUUCACGGGGCCUGGAGAAGAUCACAAACAACGCGGGCAAGAUGGAUACCCAUACACGAAGUCGCGAUGCGGAGCGCUAUACUUUCGCGGCCCAGCUUGCAGUCAUGCGCAACGCGCCUGUGGUCAUGACGCGCCUCAUGAAAAGAGAAGGAUCAUAUCUGCUCAUCGCGAAAGUCUUGGUCAUCUCAAGAUUACUCCACAAAUCGCUCAGUCAAUCCAGCAGCAAAGCGCCAAUUGUCGAUCAGCUGUGGGACAGACUCCUGUCGGUACGGAGGAAGCUUCUCAGACGGAUUGAUAAGCGCCUCUCGAACACAAACGGCGAGACCGCCAGCCUGCUCGAAAGCAUGUGUGCCUAUGCGCUCGCGACGAGCUCCACACCGACCGAUGUCCUACACCAUUUCCAUAAGAUGCGAGUGGACAAGAUGAAUAGUGAGCUUAGGGCAGGAGGCGAUGAGCUUGCGAAGCAUGGCAUCAAUGCGCUCAAGCUGUGCAUUCAGACAUGCCUAGAUACGCAGACCAUAUUUCCACGGCGCCUAGCAGAGGCAUUGGGAAAGCUAAAGGCGCACUCAUUGAUCCAGGACCCCGACGUCCGCAAUCUCUACGAGUUGAACCUGGAUGUACACGACCGGUGGCUAGGAGACGAGGCUCGGAACUACACACCAUGGCCGAGGCACGACGAGUUGCAGCGACCGGAAGCAGAGCGGAUACUGCACCGAUGGUCGAAGGAUGCCAUCGCCGCUUUCCUCAAGGGUGUUCAGAAAGCACUGGAGGAAGAAGAACGACUCAAGGAGGUUGCAGAUUUGAGGCAAGAGCUGAUCGAAACCUGGAUAUUGUCUGGCUCGCGAAUGGCGGGUGUCAAGUCGGCCAACGUUUUAGAUGAUCUACGAGAUGCGAUGAACGACAAGCUCGAGGGUAUAGUACGAUCGCGCACACAGGGGCUGCAAAAUGUAGUUACAGAACUUACGACUCGACUGGACACAGUGACUUCAUCAGACAAGACUGUAGCACCGUCACUAUGGGAUACCACCACUAAGGCCUCCGAUCUGAGCAAUGGCGCGCAGAACUUCAAGUCCGCUAUACUCGACACUUACCAAGGCCGGGAUGAGCCUGUCAUCAGCGUAACUUCUGCCUUUGACAAGUGGAUGGAGUCUAUCCUGGAAGUCAAGGGCAUUGUCAAGAGCAUGAAGGAAGCACGAUGGGAUGACACUUUUGCGGAUGAUGUAGAUGAAGAAUCUGAUGAUGAGCUUGGCGAUUCGAAGCAAGCUCUACUCAGCGACGACGAUCCGAAGCUGCUAGAAGAAGCUACUCAGGACGCCUUGAGCGAAGCCAUGCAAAACCUAAGCCGAAGCUUCAACGCUAUCGUGAAGAAGUCUGAUGGCGAGCAAUCAACACAGAAGGCCACUUUCAUGCUGCGCGUGGUCAGGGAAAUUGGCGAUCGGAUACCGCGGUUACGCCUCCAAGAUAAAGCAACACCUCUCGCGUCACCCUUCACUCCAGAAAUCCUUCAACCUUUGCAUACCACCCUCGCUUUAUGCGUCACGCGACCAAGCAUAGAAGUAUUGAAGACCUCGCUUGCAGAUUCACUCAAAGUCAAGACGAAUAGCCACAUCCUGUGGGAAGGACACCCGCCACUACCGAGCCAGCCGUCACCCAGCGCUUUCAGAUUUCUGCGGGGCCUGAACAAAGAUAUGGAUGCGCUCGGUAGUGAUGUAUGGGCGCCCGGCAGCGUCGAGGUCCUGAAAAGUAGCGUCGCCCACGAAGUAGUCAAAACGGUUCAGGAGCAUCUCGACGCCAUCGUCGCGCCUACGAAAACUCAAAGCCUUUCUAUGAAGAAGGAAGACGAAGACAAAGAGGAAGAUGGAGCCGAAGACUCUACAAAUACUGGUGAAACUGAGAAGGCAGACAUUACCCCACCAUCAUCAAGCCACAGCGAGGCAAAAGAACAGAGAGUCAAACAACUGCUUUUCGAUCUUCUCUACAUCCAACGCUUCGUUGGCGAUACAGGUGCAGACAAUGCCGAACUCACAGCGUUCGUACAGAAGACCGAGCUAGUGGCAUUGGACGAGGCCGCUAUCAACAGGCUGAGGAAGAAUGCGGUGGAUUAUGCGAAGAAGACGUACCUGCUUUUCGCACUGCUCGCGUAGAUAAUACGUAGACAUGCACCAAUGAUACCAGUACCUAUCCUCACUCUGCACUU